This is a messenger RNA of Strongylocentrotus purpuratus (purple sea urchin), 2035 nucleotides long. RefSeq names its product tethering factor for nuclear proteasome STS1. Bases 431 to 1486 code for a protein of 351 amino acids. The transcript has 7 exons. Gene Ontology annotation, biological process: proteasome localization; nuclear protein quality control by the ubiquitin-proteasome system. Lineage: Eukaryota; Metazoa; Echinodermata; Echinoidea; Camarodonta; Strongylocentrotidae. The record is from RefSeq and is a predicted model, not a curated record. Gene Ontology annotation, cellular component: nucleus.
UGCUAGAAGCCUUUGAUCUCGCGCCUUGUAUUGUGCGUAGAGAAUAUGCGUUGAUGAAUGAAUGAAUGGGUCCAAGAUCGAUAAAUUUGGGGCUAGCUUGUUGGAGCUUGUUAGGGCGGCGUUCAAGAUUUGUUUCUUAAAAGCUUGCUUCAGAGUUUUCCUGUAGGAUUUUUCACCAACUUUCAGCUGAUGUCACUGUUGUCAUAUUAUAAGUAAUAUUCUAGAUUCAGGCUCCAUCUAGAUGAGUGGGAUUUUAGCGAGAAAACUCGGUAAACUAUACCGCUGAUUUUGAGUUUGAGGCCGAGGCUUUUCUCUGUCCAGGGUUGUUCGGGACCGCGACCGACGGGGGGACGACCGGACGCCUGGCCGCUGGCAAGGGGAGAUUCUGGAAUCUGACUCGGACUUGGCCGAAGAAGAAGCUGAAUUCAAGAUGUUUCCAGGAAGAUUAAAUAACAACUCAAGACCUGAAGUGUUGCGAGAGCUGCCAGUUUCAAGCAUUGACAGCAAUGCUAACAUCGGAAGGACCACCCGAUCUGGUAACUCGAUCGUCAUCACUAUGAGCCCUGAGCGCCCCCCUCGGAUCCCCAUCACUGCAAUGGGAGGAGAGGGACCGUUCUGCUCUCCUGUUCAAUAUCUCUAUGCUACUGGUAGAACCAGGAGGAGACUUCAACUCUAUCCAAACCUGGAUCGCCCUGUCUCACCUACCUUUGAUGACUUCAAGCCCCAGCUGGCCAGCACCCCUGGCCCAUCAUCCCCUUGCAGGUCAUCACCCAGGUCAUCGCCACGGAAACGCAACAUCACCCAGACAUCUGACUAUUACAGUCAUCUUGGCAGUGCAGAGGAGAGUAUUCUUCAAGAGAGUGUGUCGUGGUUGAGGAGAGCCAAGAAAGCAAGGAAGGAGAGGAGGGAGUCUGCGCUUGACCUUGUUAAGCGGUUGAGGGCGCUGUCAGUCGAUCAGCUAGCGACGGUUAUCGGUGAUCUAAUCAAACAACAUCCUGACUUAGAAGAGGAUCUUCAAGACUUGGUCCCUGAGCCUGAUAUAUCAUCGUGUGAGGAAGAAGUAUGUGAGCUGCUUCAUAACAUCUACAGGGCUAUGCCAAGAUCAAGACUAAGCUCAUCACGUGGUGCUUACUCCUACAGACAGGUCAGACUACACAUCAUUAAAUUCAAGAAGGAAUGCAUCCAACAUGGCCGCCAUUUCGUGAAGUGUAAAGCAUGGGAUGCAGCAAUACGAUAUGUGCUGGUUGCCUGGCAACAGGUUCACAAACUCCCUGUCUGGGAGUGCCCUGCCCAUAAUCGUCUCAGGACGACCUCUUACCUCGGACUGGCUGGCGUCUGUGUAGAGGCCCUUAGGAAAGGAGCCUUUAGUCUACAAACAUUGCAAGAGUUCAGACCAAAGAUUGAAGCCAUGGUGAGUUCAGCUCCAGAGAUGGCAGCUUGCCUUCAGAGGUUAGAUAUCAUGACGGAAACCACAUCAGAAGCAUGAUUAGAAUGAGAUAUGGACGCACCCUAGGAAGAGGCUUCAAUACAGAUGUCUUGAGAGAAACGACACAUACAUGCAAGGACUCAUCCAGAGGUUAGUAUGACUGAAACGACAUCUGAAGCGUGAUUGGGAUCACCAUGUGAAUACACCGAAGGAAGAGUCUUACCUACAGAUAUCAUGAAAGAACAAUAUCAGAAGGAUGAUUAAUAUCAAGAUGUGAACACACCCAAGGGACAGCCUAGUGUUGAGAGGUCGGAUAUUUUGACAGUUCGGUCAUCUGAAGGGCACAUGAAACUCCACAUGACACAUCCUAAAUGUUUGAUGCGAUAACAGAGAAAGAAUAUUUGAAGCGUAUAAGGUGAUGGUGUACCCUAGAAAGAAACUUGAUUGCAGAGGUUGGACAAUAGAAACGAUAUCCGAAGCAUAGCUUGGAUUAUGAUGUGAACACAACUUAAUUAGACAAGUCUUCUACACAGGUUGAAUAUUGUGACACUCAUUUUUUCAGAAGUGCAGCUAAAGAGAGAUGGAUUACCACUAGUAUGGAUACCUUGA